This is a messenger RNA of Spodoptera litura, 2229 nucleotides long. RefSeq lists its product as uncharacterized. The record is from RefSeq and is a predicted model, not a curated record. Lineage: Eukaryota; Metazoa; Arthropoda; Insecta; Lepidoptera; Noctuidae.
CGGUGCGCUCAGAAUCGACGUUAAAACGAAAUACUACGAUGUUGCUUGCUUUAAUUUUGUUCAAUUUGCUUUCGCUGUUUGGGGCGGACGCGGGAAGGCAGAGGCGGUACCUCGUGUACCCUGACGGUGGCCCAGCCAGAGCACAGUUCAUCAUCGGUCUCGGUGUGCCAGUAGACCUGAAAGAGCAGUCAGUUACCGUCGGUACAGUAAUAAAGUUCCAAUAUGAUUUGCCUACAAACAGUACUGAAUACACAAGUAGGAUCUACGGUUUCGCUGAAACAGUCUCGAGGGACAUGAACGGAGACAAUCCAACAAAAGACGUUUCAAAUGAAAUAGAUUCAGACGAGUCAAGACAAAUAGAUGAGACAGAAGAUCUUGUAACAGAGGAACCCGAGGGAGACAACGAUACGUUAGUCGAUCUCACUUUUGAUGAUAGACGAAAGAGGUCCCUCGUUUAUUCUGAGAAUGCUGUCCUAAUUACUGACAGUAGUACUGCUAGUAAUGAUUUGUCUUUAGAAGAAGCGAUUAGAAAGCAAGAAAUGAUUGAUCAGAACGCUUUGGAAGAAGAAGAGGAGCCACAAAGAAUGAAUCGAUGGGACUUCUACAAAGUUAUAGAACGGAUGGUUGAAAGGUACGGGUAUUCAGGCCGGCCGUGCUUGCUUCGAACAAUCUGCGAGGCUGCAGAGGUACCAUUCACCCAUGAAAACGGUUUGCUCGGCGAAAUUGGACAUAUUCUAUUCACUAUUUACACUCCGUCGGCGCCGGUGCGCUCAGAAUCGACGUUAAAACGAAAUACUACGAUGUUGCUUGCUUUAAUUUUGUUCAAUUUGCUUUCGCUGUUUGGGGCGGACGCGGGAAGGCAGAGGCGGUACCUCGUGUACCCUGACGGUGGCCCAGCCAGAGCACAGUUCAUCAUCGGUCUCGGUGUGCCAGUAGACCUGAAAGAGCAGUCAGUUACCGUCGGUACAGUAAUAAAGUUCCAAUAUGAUUUGCCUACAAACAGUACUGAAUACACAAGUAGGAUCUACGGUUUCGCUGAAACAGUCUCGAGGGACAUGAACGGAGACAAUCCAACAAAAGACGUUUCAAAUGAAAUAGAUUCAGACGAGUCAAGACAAAUAGAUGAGACAGAAGAUCUUGUAACAGAGGAACCCGAGGGAGACAACGAUACGUUAGUCGAUCUCACUUUUGAUGAUAGACGAAAGAGGUCCCUCGUUUAUUCUGAGAAUGCUGUCCUAAUUACUGACAGUAGUACUGCUAGUAAUGAUUUGUCUUUAGAAGAAGCGAUUAGAAAGCAAGAAAUGAUUGAUCAGAACGCUUUGGAAGAAGAAGAGGAGCCACAAAGAAUGAAUCGAUGGGACUUCUACAAAGUUAUAGAACGGAUGGUUGAAAGGUACGGGUAUUCAGGCCGGCCGUGCUUGCUUCGAACAAUCUGCGAGGCUGCAGAGGUACCAUUCACCCAUGAAAACGGUUUGCUCGGCGAAAUUGGACAUAUUCUAUUCACGCCAUCUACAACGAAGGACACAUUGUCUCAUCACACAGAUAAUGAAUAUCAUGCAGCUGAGAGGCUGGGCAGAGAGACGGGAGUCAAUUGUGAGGAUCUCUUCCCGGAAUGUGAAGGCUCCAUUCUAGAAACCUUUACACAGAUAGGAGAGGACACAUUGCAUAGAUUUGGGUUCCUGUAAUGUUAUAGAACUGUUUUAAGAGUAAAAAGGUGUAGAAGUGUUUUUAGGUAUAUUUUAAGUGUUUUCAUACUAAGGGAUGAUUUUUUAUCGACUAUGUAUUGCGAAGCUCAUUACAAAUCAGCAAUUACUAAAACAAAAAGAAACACAUAUAAUGUUGUUUUUAAUUCAUUUCAUAAUUCAUAACGCUGUGAGUUGUGUGUGAAAUUUUUAUUUAAAAAUUAUCCCUUAGACACAUUAUUUUUUUAAAGAUUCAUCUGGACUAUAUUUUUACAGCAUGAUACAGAAUUGAUCCUAAUUUAUUUACGAUAUGUCUCAACACAGUAUACUCGAAAACUAGACAAAGAGACCUACGCGGUAGACCGGUCAUUAGUCACUUUUGUGGUAGUGUAAUUUCAGAAAGAGAAAUGCUAAAUAUUAAUUAAGUUUACAUUUUUUGUACAUAAAAUAUACUAUGGCAGACGUAAUUAUGAUCAUAUUUAUAAAAUGCAUCGAUUAUUAUGUAGGUAUGUGAUACUUCCAAAUGUCGACAAAAAUAAUCUUCUUG